AAACCAAAUAUAUUAAUAAUCUAAAAAAUUUUGCUUCGGUUCAAUCAAACCGAACCAUUACGAGUCCCAAAUUUGAGUUCCAUUUUCCGUCCUGAAAUUCAGAAGACUACAAUAGGUGAUGUUCUGCUUCUUAGCUUUCCAUAAGAUUUCGGUGGCAGUGGAAUAUAUGGCCUCUAAAUUUAAGCCCCACAGCCUCCGCUUCCAUCCAAGUGCGGCGCCAUCGCCGAAGAGGGCUAGGACAGUUAGCACGGAGUCAUCAUCUUCUUCCUCAAUGAAGGACGCUUUUUCCCAAUACGCCGAUUAUCUGAAUAAACUCAAUGACAAGCGUGAAAGGGUGGUAAAAGCAAGUCGUGAUAUCACCAUGAACAGCAAAAAGGUCAUAUUCCAGGUGCAUAGAAUCAGUAAAAGCAACAAAGAGCAGGUUCUAGAAAAAGCAGAAAAGGAUUUAGCAGCAGUUACUAAUCAAUAUAUGUCACGACUGGUGAAAGAAUUGCAGGGGACUGAUUUCUGGAAGCUUAGGAGGGCAUACUCUCCCGGGGUGCAAGAGUAUGUUGAAGCUGUGACAUUCUUCAAAUUCUGCAAAACUGGGACACUCUUGAAUCUUGAUGAGAUAAAUGCUAGCUUGUUACCACUCAGUGAUCCAUCUUUGGAGCCUUUGCAAAUUAAUGUCCUUGAUUAUCUCUUGGGGCUUGCAGAUUUGACAGGAGAACUUAUGCGAUUAGCAAUUGGUCAAAUAUCUGAGGGUGAACUUGAAUUGAGUAAGAGGAUUUGCCAAUUUGUGCGUGAUAUUUACAGGGAGCUUACUCUUGUUGUCCCACUUAUGGACGAUGCUCAUGAUAUUAAGAUGAAGAUGGAGACGAUGCUCCAAAGUGUUGUGAAAAUAGAGAAUGGUAUUCUUAUUUUGCUUGUCUUGUCCAAAAUUAUGUAGAGUAACUAAAGAUUCAGAUCAUCUCAUUUCUAACUUGAGUUUAUUAUACUAAUCAGCUUGGCUUGCCUCAACUUUAUUUAGGACAUAAAAAAUUUUAGUUCAGUUUCCUCAUGAUCUUUAAAUUAUACUAUUUGGAAAUAGUUUUAUAUGAGUAGGUGUGCACUUUGAAGCAUUUGAUUUUAAGAAGAUAAAUCAGUUUUUUAUUUUUUAAAUUAAGUACUUUUGGUUGCAAAAAUUUUAGAUUGUGAUUUAUCUUCACCCUGUCUUGAACUUUGUGUAAUAGACUAUAUGUUUCUUCUGUUAAUCUCUUAUUUGAGUUGUGUUGUAGCUUGUUUUAGCGUACAUGUGAGAGGAUCAGAAUACAUUCCACUUCUGGGAUCCAAUGACCCAAGUACGUUUGUAUUGCCGGUGCCUGAUGAUGAGGAAUUAUAAGUUGGACUUGUCUAAAGGGAGAGUUUCUUGUUCCUGCUCCGAGGACUGAAGCAUUGGGGUGAAAACCCUGUUCAAGUGCAUCUGACAGUUUCUGUUGGUUAUUCGGUAUCUUUUAGCAGCAAAGAUCUUGCACUGUUUUUUUUUUUCGGCAAUGGUUGAUGUACGGUCUUGUUGGAAUUUUCCAACUCAAUGGCAAAGUACUGCUCUCCUGAGAAUAACUGAAAUGAAAAGGGUAUAUUUACCUUCUACUAUUAAUGAUUAUUGAAAAGAACCUUGUACUAUUUCCUGAAAUAUAUCUGUUUUCAUAGU
This is a messenger RNA of Rubroshorea leprosula, 1669 nucleotides long. The record is from the annotation of a GenBank genome assembly. Lineage: Eukaryota; Viridiplantae; Streptophyta; Magnoliopsida; Malvales; Dipterocarpaceae.